Bombus pyrosoma is the source of this 1308-nucleotide messenger RNA. RefSeq names its product ribose-phosphate pyrophosphokinase 1 (gene Prps). The transcript has 7 exons. Gene Ontology annotation, molecular function: magnesium ion binding; ribose phosphate diphosphokinase activity. NCBI's taxonomy places the organism in Eukaryota, Metazoa, Arthropoda, Insecta, Hymenoptera, Apidae. Gene Ontology annotation, cellular component: cytoplasm; ribose phosphate diphosphokinase complex. Gene Ontology annotation, biological process: purine nucleotide biosynthetic process; ribonucleoside monophosphate biosynthetic process; 5-phosphoribose 1-diphosphate biosynthetic process. The record is from RefSeq and is a predicted model, not a curated record. Bases 55 to 1272 code for a protein of 405 amino acids.
AACAUAAAGAUUGAGACAUUCUGGUGUAAUCUGCCUCUUUAUAAACAUGUGGAAAUGAUAAAUGAAAACAAAUAUUCUUCGACACAUAGAAUGGAUCUCUCAGAACAACACAAGCGCAAACGAAUAUGUCAGUGCUCACAGAAAUUUAAGGGAAAUGUGAUGCCUGUGUCCCAGCCAGUGCGUGCUAAGAGUUUGUUACGCGCAAACUUAGAAAAUUCUCGCGGGCGACUUUUACAGAGCAGAAUGCCAAACAUCAAAGUCUUCAGUGGCACAUCGCAUCCAGAUUUGGCUCAACGUAUCGUUGACAGACUCGGUAUUGACAUUGGAAAAGUUGUCACGAAGAAAUUUAGUAACCUCGAAACAUGCGUGGAAAUAGGAGAAUCUGUUCGUGGAGAAGAUGUAUACAUUGUGCAAAGUGGAAGUGGAGAAGUAAAUGACAACUUGAUGGAAUUAUUGAUUAUGAUCAAUGCAUGUAAAAUCGCUUCUGCAUCUCGAGUAACUGCUGUAAUUCCUUGUUUCCCGUAUGCAAGACAAGAUAAGAAGGAUAAGGGUGGUGAUGGACGUGACAACAGAAAUUCUAAGAAACAAAUUAUCAUGAAGUCAAACGAGUGGAAAUUCAGGAGUCGUGCGCCUAUUUCAGCAAAAUUAGUAGCAAAUAUGUUGUCAGUAGCAGGAGCUGAUCACAUUAUUACAAUGGAUUUGCAUGCUAGUCAAAUACAAGGAUUUUUUGACAUUCCAGUUGACAACUUAUUUGCUGAACCAGCUGUUUUGAAAUGGAUUAAAGAAAACAUUAUAGAAUGGCGAAACAGCAUCAUUGUUUCUCCAGAUGCUGGUGGUGCUAAAAGGGUAACAUCUAUUGCUGAUCGAUUAAAUGUUGAAUUUGCUCUUAUACAUAAAGAAAGGAAAAAGGCGAAUGAAGUUGCUAGUAUGGUAUUAGUUGGAGAUGUAAAAGACAGAGUUGCUAUUCUAGUAGACGACAUGGCCGACACUUGUGGCACUAUUUGUCAUGCAGCAGAAAAGCUUUUAGAAGCUGGAGCAACAAAAGUAUAUGCCAUUUUAACACAUGGAAUUUUCAGUGGCCCAGCAAUUAGUAGAAUUAACAAUGCAUGUUUUGAAGCUGUGGUAGUAACAAAUACAAUUCCUCAAGAUGGUCAUAUGCAGGAUUGCCCAAAGAUACAGUGUAUCGAUGUAUCAAUGAUGUUCGCUGAGGCUGUAAGGCGGACUCAUAACGGUGAAUCUGUAUCGUACCUGUUUUCAAAUGUACCGUAUUAGAUAAAAAUCUUCCUGAUAAUAUACUCUUUCAAACUA